Messenger RNA from Solanum pennellii, 840 nucleotides. RefSeq lists its product as uncharacterized. Lineage: Eukaryota; Viridiplantae; Streptophyta; Magnoliopsida; Solanales; Solanaceae. The record is from RefSeq and is a predicted model, not a curated record. The coding region runs from base 1 to 840 and encodes 279 amino acids. The transcript has 3 exons.
AUGGAUGUUGAAAAGUAUAUAUCAUAUAUCAAGAAUUCAGUUGUGGAAGAGAAUCAAAUGUACAAGGAUAAGUCAACUCUAAAGGCGGUAAUGGAAAAUUACAAAAUAAAGAAUAGCUUCAAUUUUAAAGUUAAAAGAUUUGAUAACAAAAGCUACGUAUUAGUUUGUUAUUCAGAUGAUUGUUGUUGGAAAUUGAAGGCCUCUGUUAGAAAGAAUUCAGAGACAUUCAUAGUGAGAUACUUUAAUAGUGAACAUACAUGUCCAUUGAGGGAUAGGAUAUUAAGCAAGGUACAAGCUACAGUUGGGUUUGUUAGUGGUGUGACAGCUCCAAAAUUAGGGAAUCAUAAAAGAAAACAUACUCUGAGCAAUAAAAUUGAUGAUAUUAGGGAAAUAUAUGGCGUUGAGAUUUCUUAUCAACAAGCAUGGCGCGCAAAAGAGCGUGCAUUGGAACUUAUAAGAGGUAAACCUGCUGAUGGAUACAGAAACAUGCCAAGAUAUAUAUAUAUGCUGGAAACUGAAUAUCCAAAUUCAUAUAUAAGGAUGCACAAGUCUGAAUACAACGAAUUUAUGUAUCUUUUCAUAUCAUUAAGGCCAAUGAUGAGAGGAUUUGAGUUCUGUAGGCCAGUUGUUGUUGUUGAUGUUUCACAUCUUAGUGGAGCUUAUCGAGGGACAUUUGUGUCUGCUAGUACACUUGAUGGAGCAGGUUGCAUAUUGCCUUUGACUUACAAAAUUGUUGACACGAAAAUGAUUGUUCAUGGACAUGGUUCUUUCAACAGUUUAAGAAUGCAUUUGGUGAGAGGGAAAAAAUGUGUGUUGUAUCUGACAGAAAUGAAAGCAUAA